Mercurialis annua (annual mercury) is the source of this 1307-nucleotide messenger RNA. RefSeq names its product cyclin-dependent kinase inhibitor 3-like. Gene Ontology annotation, molecular function: cyclin-dependent protein serine/threonine kinase inhibitor activity. Gene Ontology annotation, cellular component: nucleus. The coding region runs from base 174 to 842 and encodes 222 amino acids. Gene Ontology annotation, biological process: negative regulation of cyclin-dependent protein serine/threonine kinase activity. The transcript has 3 exons. Lineage: Eukaryota; Viridiplantae; Streptophyta; Magnoliopsida; Malpighiales; Euphorbiaceae. The record is from RefSeq and is a predicted model, not a curated record.
UUCCCAACCCUAACUUUGUUUUUCUCUGAAUUUCUUUUUCUCUUUCUUUCUCAUACAAAAAAAAUUGGUCCCUCCUCUUUCCCUCUUCAAUUCAAUUCAAGAAAAUCAAGAAAAUCAAGAAAAUAAUUUGUCCUAUACAAUCAAGAAAAUCAAGAAUCAAGAAAAUCAAGAAAAUGGGGAAAUACAUGAAGAAAUCCAAACUCACAACUGAUGUUACAGUCGUAACGGAAUCCACCGCCUUAGGUGUUCGUACCCGGGCUAAAACCCUAGCUCUCGCGGCGGCUGCUGAUUCUUCCUCCUCGUUUAUUCAGCUCAGAAACCGCCACAUCGAAAAGCCGCCUUUGAAACAUGCUGUUCAACAGAAGCAACAAGAGAAAGUUUCUUCGUGUUCAAGAAUGAAUACCAGAAGUAGUGUUGAGCAAGAGGAGGAGAGGGGUGAUGAAAUUGAAGGGGAAGAGGGGUGUUUUGGGAAUAAAGGGGAAAUAUUGGGGUUUAAAUGUGAAGCUGAGGAUUUUAGUGUUGAGGUUUCUUUUGGUGACAAUUAUCUUGAUUUUGAGUCAAGAGAAAGAAGAACUAGAGAAAGCACCCCAUGCGACUUGAUAAAGGACCCGGAUACUGUUGCAACUCCAACUUCAAUGACAAGACAAGCAAGCUCUACGGAAACCAACCGAAGAGUUAGCAAUAAUAUGCAGAGGAACAUCCCAACAGCACAUGAAAUGGAUGAAUUUUUUGCUUGUGCUGAACAGAGGCACCAGAAUCUAUUCAUUGAGAAGUACAACUUUGAUGUUGUAAAUGAAAUGCCCCUCACUGGACGCUAUGAAUGGGUCCAAGUGAUACCAUAACCGGUAUCAAUCAACAGGACUUCAAUCCCCUAUAGCUUCUCUAAUUUCAUGCUAAACGGCUUUUAAGGAGUGCUGAUAGCAGUCGGUGUCGUAUAUGUUCUGCCAAUUUUCCAGGUUCCGUGUAAACUAAUUCGGAGACAUCGAUUGGAAGAUGCAUAAAUUCAAAGACUGACCAAUUGACACAGCUAGCUGAUAAAUUAUACAUUAGCCAGAUAUUGAAUCACAAUAAGACUCACACUUUAAAGCAGAAAGGCAAAGGAAUCACUGAAGACGACGGGGGAGCAGAAAACAGAUAUAUUUUAGGGUUUAGUUUAGAUGUUUCAUUACUGUAAUUUUUAGGUGGUACAUCUAAUUGUUAGUUUCUUUUUAUUUCUAUUAGUUUAGAAAUUUAACCUUUGUCUAUACUUAGGAAUGAACCAUGAAUGUGAACAUUUUGGUAAUAAAUGUAACUCAUUUCUCAAUUCA